UCGACUACAGUCGACAAUAAUAAAAUGUUCGCAGUCGUCCGUCGACAGUCGCCCGUCAGGAGUCUCAGGACUCAGUAAAUUGUCCCAUCUAUAGAAUCUGGUUCAAUCUCUCACGUUUUAGUCUUGUGAGCUGAAGCGUGUAUUAUCUAUGAUAAUUUUUCAUUAUUUCCUUUUUGAGUUCGCUUCCGGUUGUUUUCGUUGCAUGUUAUGGAAAACUGAAAGAGGAAAUAGUGUGCAUUGUCAGGUGUGAUCUUGUGCAGGCGGAGAUACAGCUGAGUGAGCUGACUGAUCACAAAAUCCUUGGACAUCAAAAUGUUAUGAUAAAUCGGAACUGUUUGAGAUUGAUGAUUCUUUUCUGGCGGUCCUUAGUAUCUUUUUGUUAGCAAGGUUUCAUUAUCAUGGCCACCCUUGAUGACAAACUGCUGGGCGAGAAGCUGCAUUAUUACUGCAGUAGUAGUGAAGAUGAGGAGCCAAGCGAAGAGGAUAAAUCAGCCGGAAACGAUUUGGACGGGGAUGGUGAUAACCGGCGACCACAUAAGGCGUCCAGUAAUGGACCGAAAUUCAUACCGGAUAGCGUCGCCAGGGAAUGGGAAGGCAGCAGUACGAAUACUGGUCCGAAAGGAGUUAUACGAGAUUGGCAGAGGUUUAAGCAAUUGGAAUCAGAAAGGCGAGAAGCACAAGAAAAGGAAAAACUGAUACUGGCGAAAAAGUUAGCACCAAUGUGCCAAACUCAUCUUGAUGAGGAAAAGGAAGCUCAGGAAAAAUCGCAACUGUCGGAUGAGGCAUGUGACGAAGAUCUAGACGCAGUGCUCAAGGAGUUUCGAGAAAAGCGAAUUAAAGAACUGAUGCAGCUCGAGAAAUCCCGAAAGAAAGUAUUUGGGAGUGUAAUUGAAAUCGAAUCAUCGGAAGCCUAUUUGACAGCGACCGAGAAAAACUCCGAUGGGGAUCUGCUGAUUAUUCUCAUCUACGAGGAUCGAGCUUCGGGAUGUAAUUCUAUGAAGAAUUGCAUGCGAUACCUUGCGGCAGAAUAUUCUGACGUUAAGUUUUGCCAGAUGAAAGCCAGCCUGGUGAAUUUAAGUUUAAAAUUCAAAGCCUUUGGUCUACCAGCACUGCUAGUUUAUCGGAAUGGCGAAUUAAUUGGGAAUUACGUCCAGUUGGUGAAAGAGUUUGGCGAAGACAUUUAUCCUACUGACGUGGAAGGCUACCUCAUCGAGCAUGGUAUUUUGCAAGACAGGACUCUCAUUCCGUCUGCCCUUCGUUGCGGCACUUCUACCGCUGCCUCCAGAGCUGACGAGGAUGAUGAUUGAUUACGACGCAUGAAAGUAUCCGUCGUCUUUUAUCAGGCUUCCAUGCACGAUAAAGCUUCUAGUCGCAUGAUUUUUUGUUUUGGUAAUUGCGAUAUAUGGUCGGAUUGUCACUUUGAUAGCAUAUUGAGCGCGAUCUCGCGCUUUUUUGCUUUCUGUAGAAUAUGGCAUGAUAUCAAACGUACAAGGGAUGUGCAAAAAAUUUCUACCCUAGCCUUUAAAAUGUGCAGCUGUUCAGUGUUAUCCGAUGUACCAGUAUUAAGUUGUGGUUGGUAACUUCGUAAGAAUUAUUGCUUCGUUUAUUCUGUUGUCAUCCAUGCAAAAACGAUAAUGUAUGUAUUACACGA
Messenger RNA from Paramacrobiotus metropolitanus, 1651 nucleotides. RefSeq names its product phosducin-like protein. The transcript is spliced from 6 exons. Gene Ontology annotation, biological process: regulation of G protein-coupled receptor signaling pathway. The coding region runs from base 399 to 1307 and encodes 302 amino acids. NCBI's taxonomy places the organism in Eukaryota, Metazoa, Tardigrada, Eutardigrada, Parachela, Macrobiotidae. The record is from RefSeq and is a predicted model, not a curated record.